Zootoca vivipara (common lizard) is the source of this 2105-nucleotide messenger RNA. The record is from RefSeq and is a predicted model, not a curated record. Lineage: Eukaryota; Metazoa; Chordata; Lepidosauria; Squamata; Lacertidae.
AAGGCUUCCGUUGUGAAGAGGAUAUCAAUGAAUGUGCAUCAAAUCCCUGCAUGCAUGGGAUUUGCAUCCAGAAUGAACCAGGCUUGGGCUACACCUGUUACUGCAAACCUGGAUUUGUGGGCCGAAGCUGUGAGCUUAAUUACGACGAUUGCUUAAUACGUACCUGCCCUGCUGGGUUUCUCUGUGUGGAUGGAAUAAACAAUAUCACCUGUUUACCUGCAGUCCCCCAAAGGGGACAAACCAUCAUCGAAAUGGAAGGAGUGCCCCCUAGUGAGCCAUUACAGAGAGGCCUCGCAUCAGCCCAUCCAAGCCUCUCGCCUUCUGACCUUUAUAUUUUUCAAACUUCCACAGGUCUGCAAAAGACAGACUUUCUCAACCAUGGGAUUCUCGCAACCUCUAGCAUGGCUAAAUUAAUGUCCAGCAUACCACUUGAAGGCACGGGACUAGGAUCAUUAGCCACCAAUAGUGAGUCUUCAGCAGCAUUCUUGCUCACUUCCUCAGCAGACAUUCCCACCUCACAGUUGUUGGGAUUUGCAGGUCCGUUUGCAACAAGAAUAACGUCCGACGUAACAACUGAGCCAUGGGCAAUGAUUGAUAGUUCAGGAGAUUUAACACUAGUCUCUCUCUCACAAGAUGAGUAUGAUAUAACCUCAUUUAUCACAGACUCCUUAAUGACGGUUCCAGUUCCCUCUGUGCAAAGUUUGUCAGUAGGGAACCAUCAGGCUCUUGCUUUAUCUGCUACAGACGUGAGUUCAGUAAUUAGUAGCAUACCAGAGACCUUGAUUGAAUUAAAUAGUCACUCAUUACUCUCCCCCAGAUUCCAGCCUGCCACUCUGGCAAUUGCAUUUUCAGUUCUCUCCAUGUUGUCUCCAGAGGAUACUAGAGAGCAAUCGGCUGCUUCCCUAAUAUCGACAGGCAAAGACUGGAUUUUACCAAAGCCCUCUGUGAUACCUGUUUUCCCUCUUGAAGCAGCCAUUUCAGAAAAGGUAGGCGGCUUUAGCUCAUCAGUUAUGCAGCAAUCCAAAAGGCAAACAUCCUUUGACCUCAACUGGCAAACUACAGGUUCUUUAAGCAAAUUAAACCAAACGUGUGCAACGGGUUCUUCAGCUGACAUGAAACUCUCCAAUGAAUUCUCAGAUCAGGUUCUGCAUAGCAAAGAGCCUCUCUUUCAUGAGGUGUUCUGGAUGAAUUUGGUGUUAUUAACCAGCUGCUCCACAUUAAUGAGAUCUACUGCCGGUACUUCUGGGCAUUCAUUUGUUUCAGCUCGGGGAACGGCAUCAUUGGCAAAAUUCACAGAAGUAUCUUCCUUGCAUCCUACCGAACAAAGCAGAUAUAAAUUCACUACAGAGGGGUAUUUCCUAACUAGGCCCUUGGAGGAACCAAGCACUGAAUUCUCAUGUGUUUAUUUGGACUGCGUAGCAACUGUUCUUUUACAAACUGUCCAUUUAGAGCCAUCGUUUCCGACCAUCUCAGCUUCUCAAAGAUCAAACAUGUAUUUGAGUAGGAAAUUAACUGACGUGGAACAGCUGGACUACACAUCACAUGAUCCAGUUAUGGAGAUGUCUCAGUCAUUGACUCAGGGUACAUUGUUAGCUUUUCAUCUGAGCAAUGCUCUUCACGAAGAAAAUGGCACCCAUGUUGCAUCUCAUUCCAAUAAGUCCACAUCACAUGAACCAGGAAGUUCAGAGGGGAUUUUUGAUUUGCACCUUGAGCAUGCAGGCACUUCAAAAAGAGGCUCAGUGGUUGUUUUUCUUCAUGGGCAUUUAUCAGCCUUUUCUGAUAUGGCAUCCUCUUCAGUACUAGCUGACCAGCCACUCCCUACACAAACAUACUUUGCGAAAAUCUCAGCGACACAGUACCUUUCAUUUUCUGAUGAAAAUCAGGCUUCAACUGUAAUAGAUGGUACUUCACAGCAGUAUUUGAAGUGGACUGAUAGUACAGAUGAAGAACGUAUGGCAAGUUCAGACAUCCCCUUAUCACAGUCACACAGCAUGUCAGUAGUAGCUUCAACUGUCACCCCUUACCAGCUGACAAUGUCUGGUGAGUUGCUGCUUUUUUUUCCCUUUUCCCUUUUACUUCUACUUGGUAGAUAUAUUGUGGCCUGA